Molecule: messenger RNA, 3488 nt
Organism: Harpegnathos saltator (Jerdon's jumping ant)
Lineage: Eukaryota; Metazoa; Arthropoda; Insecta; Hymenoptera; Formicidae
Product: N-acetylgalactosaminyltransferase 6
Exons: 2
Coding region: 260-2092 (610 amino acids)
Biological process (GO): protein O-linked glycosylation
Cellular component (GO): Golgi apparatus
Molecular function (GO): polypeptide N-acetylgalactosaminyltransferase activity
Source: RefSeq, a predicted model, not a curated record
GCGUGACAGUUGCGCAUUGUUGUUCGUGUUAUUCGCGUGUGCUGCGUCUAAUGUAUCUCUGACAUUUAUCGCGUUUAUCGCGAUGCGAUAAGUAGGAAUCAACGAUUUGCCGUCCAGCCGCUCUUUGCGGCGUGUGACAAAUGACGUUGUCACGUCGUUAUCAGCUCGUACGCCAGCUGUGCGCGCAAGAGUUCGCGGCGCGAAGUAAGGUUAAGUCCUCGUGAGACCGGCCGCCCUACGACAUGACUCUCGCGCGAAGAUGAGGCGAAACGUGAUCAGCCUGAUCAAGUUCUUCUUCCUGGCGGCCUUCACGGUGUUCCUCACCGUCGUGGUGUUUCGUUACAUGCGGGCGCCGCCUAACCACCAGCUCUCGACGCCGCUCGACGCCCUGAUCGUGGCGGUCGCCGUCGACCGCAGGAGUCCCGGGGACGGCGGCCUGGAGAACGACGAGCGUUUGGAUCAGGAUAUGGAUGAGAAAAUUGAUUGGCAUGACUACAAGAAGAUUGAAGCAGAGAGUAAACAAACUGGAAUAGGAGAACAUGGAAGACCAGCCUUCCUCUCCCCAUCUCUCGAUUCACUGAAAGAAAAAUUGUACCAAGUAAAUGGAUUCAAUGCUGCUCUCAGUGACGAGAUCUCCGUGAAUCGAUCAGUGCCUGAUAUUCGUCACCCAGACUGCAGGAAGAAGAAAUACUUGAAGAAUCUAGAUCCCGUUUCUGUGAUAGUAUCCUUCCACAACGAGCACUUCAGCACAUUGCUACGGACUUGCUGGAGCGUAAUCAAUCGCUCGCCGCCUUCUCUCCUGGAGGAGAUCAUACUGGUCGACGAUGCCAGCACGAAGGCAGAGCUAAAAAAGAAAUUGGACGACUAUGUCGCCAAGAACUUGCCAAAGGUAACGAUCGUACGAUUACCGAGACGUUCAGGGUUAAUCAGAGGUCGAUUGGCGGGCGCGAAGAAAGCCAGGGCCAAGGUACUGGUGUUCCUCGACUCACACAGUGAAGCUAACGUGAACUGGCUGCCGCCGCUGUUGGAGCCGAUCGCGCAGAACUACAGAACCUGCGUUUGCCCGUUCAUCGACGUGAUAGCUUACGAGACUUUCGAGUACAGAGCGCAGGACGAAGGCGCCCGUGGUGCAUUCGACUGGGAAUUGUAUUACAAGCGACUUCCACUACUGCCGGAAGACUUGAAGAGACCCGCAGAGCCCUUCAAGAGUCCCAUCAUGGCUGGUGGCUUGUUUGCCAUUAGCAGCAAGUUCUUCUGGGAACUGGGUGGUUACGAUCCGGGCUUGGAUAUAUGGGGCGGCGAACAGUACGAGCUAUCCUUCAAGAUCUGGCAGUGCGGCGGACAGAUGUACGACGCGCCGUGCUCGAGAGUCGGUCAUAUUUACCGAAAGUUCCCACCGUUUCCCAACCCCGGUCGCGGCGAUUUCCUCGGGAAAAAUUACAAGAGAGUCGCCGAGGUGUGGAUGGAUGAAUACGCGGAGUAUAUCUACAAGAGACGGCCACACAUGCGCGCGUUGGAUCCUGGAGAUCUGUCAGAACAGAAGAGCCUGCGUGCGAAGUUGCACUGCAAGCCGUUCAACUGGUUCAUAGAAAACAUAGCCUUCGACCUCGUGGAGGUUUACCCGCCUAUCGAACCGGACGACUUCGCCGUUGGCGAAAUCAGGAACAUGGGUGCGACGGAUCUCUGUCUGGACUCGAAGAAGCGAAAGAGGGACGAGCUCGUCGUAGUGGACACUUGCAUGAAAGAUAGUCCGAAGGUAUCCGGCGAACAGGAGUUCCGACUGACCUGGCACAAGGAUGUCAGGCCGAAAGAUCGCACAGAUUGCUUGGAUGUGUCGAGAGGCGAGGAGAAAGCUCCGGUGAGCCUAUAUCCUUGCCACGGAAAACAGGGCAAUCAAUUGUGGCGUUAUGACGUCGAGAAACAGUGGCUAAUGCACGGUUAUUCGUCCAGAUGCCUGGACACCGAUCCGAGCAGCAGGCGGGUCUACGUGACCGCUUGCGAUAAAUCGUCGGCCACCCAGAAGUGGCGGAUAGAACAGGUCAAUAUGAAGGCCAUUAACAAUUGGGACAACAUAGGACCCAAGCUCAAGUGAGAGAGAAGCUCUUCCCUCACACUGCCAUAAAGUUUCACGACAGACUUUCCGCGCGUCGGGUUCCUACUCGUAUAGAAAUCUAAGAAUGAUCCAUUUAUAGACAUGUAUAUUCCUGGUUACUAGUCAUCGCAAAUUCUCCAUUUGAGCCACAUACCGCACCUGUAUUAGCGAUCGAUCGACGAGAGAGCAAGAAUCGGCCAUCGCGUGACGCGGAUCAUUUUGCACGUAGCGUAAGGCGAAAUUUUGGUUCCUCGAACUGGACAGCGAGCGUACGCAUCGUAUCGGUACGCAUACGUCAUCACUUACAUAUCGCAUAAGCGCUCUAUCGUGCCUUACAUCAUAUAGCCACACUUAGAAGUACGAUGUAUGAAUCGUAAUUCGAUUUCAACGUACAUUACGUUAUGUACGUUACGUAUAUUUACGUAUAAGUUUGCCUCUUCGCUCAAAUUAAUAUUACGGGAAGCAUCUUUUUUAAUAUAUCGCUUAUUAAGCAGGACUGACGAUUCAUUUACAUUUAUUUAGUGUAAGUCGUUAUUACGGUAAGAUCGAGCAGAGCGUUAGAGCGUUAGCUUCGUUCGCUGAAAGAUCGCGAAUGCGAUUUAUAUAAUACUUAUAACGAUUCAUUCCAUUAUUAUUAGUCUAAAUAACAUGAAGGAUUGUUCGAUCGUAUAAACAAAUAUUACAAGAGCGGACUACUCUAACCGGAAAAAUAUUUGAGGUCGUUUUCCAGUUUUGGUGUGUUAUGAGCAGAUUGCAGAAUAACUUGAAAUCUACGACAUUACGCGCAACGUGUUAUAAAAUAGGUAACAGAUACUCGCGUAACAUCCGUCUUGGUAUCGUUCAACAGGUAUUUCUCUUUGAUCGGAUGGAAGAGAUAAAGAUGUAGAUUAUAAAGAAAGAGAUACAAAUAAAUGAUUGGUCUGGCGCGAUUGCUCCUUAUCUCGCUGGUUAUUCUGCAAUAUACCACAUGCGAUUGAAAUUAAACAUGGGAGAUUAGUUGAAGCGCAUUUAGGCAACAAGUAAGAACGAUUUAAAAUAUCCACUCAUCGCAUUUAUCGAUACACUCGUUUAUGUUUGAGCGCGGAUUUUUUAAUAAGUACAGAAUGGUGAGCGGACAUCGGAAAGGAAUUGUUAACUGUCUGUGAUCGUUGGUGUCUGGGCUAAUCUUCGAUUAUUACUAUUUUUAUAACGUCUAUUUAUGUAUGAUUUAAUAAACACGUUUGUAUUGAACCCCUUAAUAUUCUCAUAUAAAUGUAAGUCCCGAAUUCUCCUGGUGCUGGAGUACACGCGACGAAGUUGUAACAAGUUAAUCGAUUAACGAACAUUCCUCAUCGCGUGUCGAUUCUUAGCGGCGACAUUGAAAGAAUGGUUUAAACAAACAAAAUGUUCGCUUACC